Echinops telfairi (small Madagascar hedgehog) is the source of this 1387-nucleotide messenger RNA. It is a transcript of the gene MRPL49, whose product is annotated as mitochondrial ribosomal protein L49. The record is from RefSeq and is a predicted model, not a curated record. NCBI's taxonomy places the organism in Eukaryota, Metazoa, Chordata, Mammalia, Afrosoricida, Tenrecidae. Gene Ontology annotation, cellular component: ribosome; mitochondrial large ribosomal subunit. Gene Ontology annotation, molecular function: structural constituent of ribosome. Gene Ontology annotation, biological process: translation. Bases 6 to 506 code for a protein of 166 amino acids. The transcript has 4 exons.
CCAAGAUGGCGGCGGCCGUGUUCCGGCUUGCGCUGCGGAGCUGGACAACCGGCGUCCCGCGGGCCUGCGGGCUACGGCACCUGUGCCAAAUCCAGGGGCCUCCUGACUACCCCAGUUUCGUGGAAUCUGUGGACGAAUACCACUUUGUGGAGCGCCUGUUACCGCCUACCAGCAUCCCAGACCCUCCAAAGCAUGAACACUAUCCCACUCCCAGUGGCUGGCAGCCCCCGCAAGACCCCCCACCGAACCUUCCUUAUUUUGUGCGGCGCUCUCGGAUGCACAACAUCCCAGUGUACACAGACAUCACCCAUGGGAACCGCCAGAUGACCGUGAUCCGGAAGGUGGAGGGGGACAUCUGGGCCCUGCAGAAGGACGUGGAGGAGUUUUUGAAGCCCCUGCUGGGGAAGGUGCCCAUCACUCAGGUCAAUGAGGUGACAGGUGCCCUGCGGAUCAAGGGUUACUUCGACCAGCCGCUCAAAGCCUGGCUCCUUGAGAAGGGCUUCUGACGUCUUCUGCACGGCGGAGGGGUGCUGGGGCCGGGAGACCAGGGGCAAGGCGGAGGGGUGCUGGGGCCGGGAGACCAGGGGCAAGGCGGAGGGGUGCUGGGCCCGGGAGACCAGGGGCAAGGACAUGGGCAGAGUUGGGGGGUGAAGGGGCUCGGGAUCAGGCCUUGCUAAAGGGAGAACGGGAGCCUCUGCUCUGGCAGCAGGGCCGGGGGGGACUAGCGACACUGGAGACCUGCCAAGACAGCUAAGUACGGGGGAGUGUGAAGUAUCCCUGCCCCCAUCGGGGCUGUUUGUGCUUUUACGUCACGGCUUGGCUGAGGGUGCUCAAGACAGGCCAACUGGGUGCAUCCUACCAGAAAACAUAGGGAACUCAGACAUGCGCCCAGAGGGUUGAGUCCAAGGGUCCCCCAGGUAUGGAGGUGGGAGGCCCAGACCCGGGGUAGGGGUGCGGGUGCGGGGUUGUUGCAGGCAGAUGGUCCUCUGCCUGUGCUCUCCCACCCCAUCCCUUGAAGGUACCCAAGGCUUGAGUUCCAUCCCCACAUCCAACUAGCUAAGCAGGACCCAGCUCCCCGUCUCUCCUGCUGGAUUGCCGACCAAUGGCAAGGCACUUCAUCUCCCUGGAUUUGGCCUCUGCUUGCGGAACACAGGGCCAUCUCCCAAGGGAUUUAAUGGUGGACCAGUCCAAGGACGGCGCCAUGCCCACGCUUCCCUCCCAAGCACUUCAAACCGACCUCCAGUCUCCGCACGGCAUUAGCCCACCACACUGAUCCCAGGACUCCAGGCCUACCAGUUGUUAAUGCUAGGUUUUAUUUGGCUGUAUAUACAAUUUAAGCUAUUAAAAUUUGUACAGUAUUUACAAAUUAAAUAAUCAUUUGAAACUC